Molecule: messenger RNA, 1713 nt
Organism: Penicillium diatomitis
Lineage: Eukaryota; Fungi; Ascomycota; Eurotiomycetes; Eurotiales; Aspergillaceae
Product: putative C6 transcription factor RosA-like
Exons: 4
Coding region: 1-1713 (570 amino acids)
Biological process (GO): regulation of transcription by RNA polymerase II
Molecular function (GO): DNA-binding transcription factor activity, RNA polymerase II-specific; zinc ion binding
Source: RefSeq, a predicted model, not a curated record
AUGGCCGGCCCCGGUGGUGGUCCUCCACGAAGGAGCCAUACCAAGUCAAGGAAUGGUUGCAAGACUUGUAAGAGAAGACACAUCCGCUGCGACGAGACCUUUCCUCAAUGGUACGCCCAUACCUCGAUGGACCGCAACUGUACAAAGCACAACUGUCGCUGUGACUAUCAAGAUAUACCACUACCACUACCACUACCACUUGAUCACGCUACCAUUCCACAAUUCGACCAAGAUCGGGUGGUCCUUGCAAAUGUCGAAGCUGAGGUUCAACGAUGGCAUAGCAUGGGAUCGACUCCACAUCUGGAACUCGACGCCGGCUCAUACUCGCCUCACUCGAGCCUCUCUCGACUUGACUCCCUCUUGAUCCACCACAUACUCGGACUGUGCACCGACCUCGAUCAGCGCGGUCUCAGUGACUGCACGAUCUGGGCGCGCAUUCUACCAAGCUUCCUCACUCUGGCCAUGUCCAACGACUUUGUGCUGCGGGCAAUCUUGUCUCUAUCAGCUGCACAUUUUGCAUUUCUCACGCACAAUGUCGAGGUCGCAGAAUACACUCGACGGAGCCAAUCUCUCGCUUUGGACGGCUUGCAGACGGCCUUGAGUACGGAUCGGGUGGCUCGUUCCCAACAGGAUACGGAGUCCAUCGUGUCGGCCUUGAUUUUGCUGUCUUGGCAAGAACUGGGAUUCAUAUUGAGGGCCACGCCGCCGAUUUGGAAGCAAGACUCCAAGGUCAUUCACUACGCAGAGAGUCGCGAGGCCUUGAGCUAUCCGAACCACCCCCCUUCGAUACAUGAGAAUUUGCUCCAGCUCGAUUGCGCUUUACAGGCACUACGACUGGUUCAGGAACAGACUCUUUACCACGCCGUCUACGCUCGGCACCUCCAAAACCUGAUCGAUCUUGUACAGCGCUUACUUCAGGAUCUGCCCUACUACGAGACUCCGGAGCAGUUCUUCAAUGAGACGAGAAUCUUGCGGAGACGACUCCUAUGGUUCCUUCCGAGUCUGUUACGCGAGGCGGAGCUGGAAACCAGCGGACUCGUAAUACUGGCUCAAUAUUAUGCUGUUGCAGCCACGGUUGAUAGAUUGUUUCCACAAGCCGUCGACGCGACCUUCGGAACCGGCUCUGUUGUCGCCAUUGACGAGAUCUGCCGCGUUCUCGCAACCCGAAUGGCCACUUCCCCGCAGGAUUUAAAUCUCAGCCUCGAGUUGACCCUCCUCGACUUCCCACGCUACUGUAUGGCUCGACAUCAGGGCCAUCUCGCCUGGUCAUCACCCCCGUCCGCUGUGGAUAAUCACCCUUCCGAAUCAUCAAGUCCUUGUCUUGUGCUUCCAGACAAUGGUCUCCAUUCAGAUUCAUCGCCCCGAUCGGUUUCAUCUUCGUACACUGCGCCAACCCCUCCUCUUCAUUCCCCGUCAGCCAGCACAACGACCAACUCCUCCUAUAUCUCAACAACAUUCUAUCCAACCCCCGCCAUGUCCUCUCAUUCCUUGUGCUCGCCAUCACCGCAGAUUUUCGAUACCCAGAACUUGUCACAGGAUACGCACGGUGCAAGUUAUAUUCCAUUUGACUCUCACACGCCAUUUUAUAACUCAUUCAUGACAAGCGACCCUCUCUGCUCAAACAUGCCUUCCACCGCCAUGAGCGGAGGGCCCGGCGUCUCCUUUUACUUGCCUUCAUAUACCCUUGACAUGGCCCAGAACGAUUGUGUCUGA